AUGCGGGAGCGCCUCCCCCUAUGGUCGGGCUGGGUUGCCAUUGCUGCCUCUGAUGGCACCAACUUGACCGUACCGUACCUUGGCGUCGCCGGUUCUAUGCGCUCGGCCCCAGUCUUCGGCAUCAAGUCCAUUGGCCAAAUCAAAACAUUUCCCCAGUUUGAUCACGUAAAGGAGUUUUGGUCCGGGGAGUGGUAUCCAAAGGACGACUACCGCGACUUUACGCCGAAAGGAAAGCAUUCUGCCUUCUGGCUGGGUGGCCGCGCUGGACAGGGACCAUUAGCUCCUCCUGGACGAUAUAAGAUUGUUGCACGAGCGCUUUCGAUCAUGGGUGAUGCGAGUAACGCCUCUCACUGGAACUCUAUUGAGUCUCCAGUCUUUCGCAUCGCAUACAAGCAGAACUUGAAGAACCUAGGCUAG
Molecule: messenger RNA, 417 nt
Organism: Purpureocillium takamizusanense
Lineage: Eukaryota; Fungi; Ascomycota; Sordariomycetes; Hypocreales; Ophiocordycipitaceae
Exons: 1
Coding region: 1-417 (138 amino acids)
Source: RefSeq, a predicted model, not a curated record